Messenger RNA from Fraxinus pennsylvanica, 1062 nucleotides. The record is from the annotation of a GenBank genome assembly. Lineage: Eukaryota; Viridiplantae; Streptophyta; Magnoliopsida; Lamiales; Oleaceae.
AUGGGCUUCGUGUUCAGAAGCCUGUUUCUCUCACUACUUUUCUUGUUUUUACACCAAGCACAUGCUGACUUCAACUCCACCGACGGAAAACUCGCCGGCGGCUGCAAUAUUUUCCGAGGCAAAUGGGUUUUUGAUGCCUCUUAUCCUCUCUAUGAUUUCUCAACUUGUCCUUUCAUAGAAGAUGAAUUCAACUGUGGUAAGUACAAAAGACCUGAUAAAAUGUACCUCAAAUACAGAUGGCAGCCCUUCUUGUGUAACUUACCAAGGUUUAAUGGGGCGAAUUUUUUGGAGAAAUGGAGAGGGAAGAAGAUAAUGUUUGUGGGUGACUCACUCAGUUUGAACAUGUGGCAGUCACUGAGUUGCAUGAUCCAUUCAUGGGUUCCAAAGGCUAAGACUACACUUAUAAAAAGAGAAGGAAUUUCUGCACUUGUAUUCUUGGAUUAUGGAAUGAAAUUGCUAUUAUAUCGCACUCCGUACCUCGUAGACUUAGAGAGCCAAAAGAUGGGUCGGGUUCUCAAGCUUGACUCGAUCCGAAACGGGGAUGCUUGGAGAGGAAUGGACAUGUUGAUUUUCAACUCAUGGCACUGGUGGACUCACACUGGAAGAUCUAAACCAUGGGAUUACAUGGAAGAGGGAGGCAAAUUGUACAAAGAUAUGAACCGUCUGAUUGCUUAUUAUAAAGGGUUGAACACUUGGGCAAGAUGGAUCAAUCGAAAUAUUGAUCCUUCAAAAACCAAAGUGUUUUUCCAAGGAAUUUCCCCCACACAUUACGAGGGCAAGGAUUGGAGUGAGCCAUCAAAAUCAUGCAGUCGAGAGACACGACCAUUCUCCGGCCUGAAAUACCCGGCCUCCACACCCUCGUCCGCCGUUGUUGUAAACAAAGUGCUACGUACAAUUAAGAAACCAGUAUAUUUACUCGACAUCACAUUACUCUCGCAAUAUCGGAAAGAUGCGCAUCCUACGUACUACAACUUGCACAAAGGGCUCGACUGCAGCCAUUGGUGUCUUCCCGGCUUGCCAGAUACUUGGAACGAGCUUCUCUAUGCAGCUCUCUUCGGCUGA